This is a messenger RNA of Orycteropus afer afer, 939 nucleotides long. RefSeq names its product olfactory receptor 6C74-like. Gene Ontology annotation, cellular component: membrane. Gene Ontology annotation, biological process: G protein-coupled receptor signaling pathway. Lineage: Eukaryota; Metazoa; Chordata; Mammalia; Tubulidentata; Orycteropodidae. Gene Ontology annotation, molecular function: G protein-coupled receptor activity; olfactory receptor activity. The record is from RefSeq and is a predicted model, not a curated record.
AUGGGAAACCAUACAAGAGUGACAGUGUUUGUCCUAGUAGGUUUGACUGAUGACCCACAAUGGAAAGUUGUAUUAUUUAUUUUCUUGCUUAUCACCUACUUGCUAAGCAUCAUUGGCAAUCUGAUCAUCAUCACACUCACCCUGCUGGAUGCUCACCUCAAGACCCCCAUGUACUUUUUCCUUCAGAAUUUUUCCUUCUUAGAAAUUUCUUAUACUACUGCAUGCAUCCCUAAGCUGCUGGUUAUGAUGGCAACUGGGGACAAAACAAUUUCCUAUAACUGUUGUGCCGUACAAGUGUUUUUUGCCUUCCUUCUUGGAGCAUCUGAAUUUUACCUGUUGGCAGCUAUGUCAUAUGACCGCUAUGUGGCCAUCUGUAAGCCUCUGCAUUAUACAACCAUCAUGAACCUCAAAAUCUGCAUACAGCUUGUCCUCAGCUGUUGGGUUGCUGGGUUCUUUACCAUCUUUGUACCACUUCUCUUAGGUCUAAAGCUUGACUUCUGUGCCUCCAAUGUUGUUGAUCAUUUCUACUGUGACACUACUCCCCUCCUGCAGAUCUCCUGCUCAGACACGCACCUCAUUGAGAUGUUGGCUUUCACUUCAGCUUCAGUGACACUCUUGGUCACGUUGAUAAUGGUGAUGAUAUCAUACACCUAUAUUGCCCUGACAAUUUUCAAAAUUCCUUCUACUAGUCAGAGGCAAAAAGCUUUUUCUACAUGUUCUUCUCACAUGAUUGUGAUCUCCCUUUCAUAUGGCAGUUGCAUCUUCAUGUAUGUUAAACCUUCAGUCAAACAGAAAAUAUCAUUCUCCAAGGGAAUUGCGGUGCUCAAUACCUCAGUUGCACCACUUCUGAACCCUUUCAUCUACACUCUGAGGAACCAAAAAGUGAAAAAAGCAUUUAUGGAUAUGAUGCACAGGAUUGUCUCUUUUCCAAAGGCAUGA